This is a messenger RNA of Branchiostoma floridae (Florida lancelet), 3150 nucleotides long. RefSeq names its product EVI5-like protein. Bases 237 to 2939 code for a protein of 900 amino acids. Lineage: Eukaryota; Metazoa; Chordata; Leptocardii; Amphioxiformes; Branchiostomatidae. The transcript is spliced from 19 exons. The record is from RefSeq and is a predicted model, not a curated record.
UGAGAAGUGUGCAGAGGUUAUAAGAAGGGAGGGCGUCAGCCUGAAGGACGUCAUGAUGUAAUUACUGCGGGUGUUGACCGCUGACACUGGAACUUUGUGUUGAAGUUGGGUGCUGAUGUGGCAGGUAUAGGGUGAGGCCCAUGUAGGGGAAACAGACAACUGCCUGUUCUUCAACUCUGCAAACCUGAGGCUUGUCACAGACAUAGCACAUGUUUUGUAACAUCCAAGACUAGAGAAUGGAUAAACUUAGCCAGUCGGGCCGGACUGUGGAUAUAGUACAGCUUGUCAGUGAAAUUCCUGCUGAAAUAGAGGAACCUCCAGAACAGUCAACAGGCUUUUUUGAUCGCUUCCUUGCCCCUCCCAAACGUGUGAGGAGAGCCUCCUCUCCUGCCAGGCUGUCAAGUUCAGACAGGACUGAAAGGAUCCUGGAGGCUGACAGUAAGUCACUGAAGUCACUGUCAGACUCAUCUCCGCGAGGCUCCAGGACCAGCCUGGUGUCCAGUGAUUCUGUCAACAGUAACCUGAACAACUAUGGUGCAUCCGAGGACAUGACGGAGUCAGGAGGGGACAGAACUCCUACUGAGGAGGAUACCUGGGUCGUCUGGGGAGACAUUGUUAAUGACUGGGAGGAGUUUACCAAGCGGAAACCAAAGUUCCUGAAGAAUCUAGUGCGGAGAGGUAUUCCCCACCACUUCAGAGGUAUUGCAUGGCAGCUGCUGUGUAACGCCCACCAGUCACCGCUCAAGGAGGAAUAUGCCGAGUACCUGAAGGCCACAUCGCCCUGUGAGAAGGUUAUAAGGAGAGAUAUUGCCCGCACAUAUCCCGAACAUGAAUUCUUCAGAGAAAAGGAUGGUCUUGGACAAGAGACACUGUUUAAUGUCAUGAAGGCCUAUUCUCUCCAUGACAGGGAGGUUGGGUACUGCCAAGGGAGUGGCUUCAUUGUGGGACUUUUACUUAUGCAGAUGCCUGAAGAGGAGACGUUCUGUGUGCUGGUACAUCUGAUGCAGGACUAUCGCCUGCGAGAGUUGUUCAAACCCAGCAUGGCCGAGCUGGGCCUGUGUAUGUUCCAGUUGGAAUGUAUGGUGCAGGAACUGUUACCAGAUCUGCACAUCCACUUCCAGACGCAGUGCUUCCACACCUCCAUGUACGCCUCCUCCUGGUUUCUCACACUGUUCGCCACAGUUUUCCCCCUGCAGGUGGCCUGUAGAGUCAUGGACCUCUUCAUGUCUGAGGGUAUGGAGAUUGUGUUUAGGUUGGGGAUUGCACUGCUGCAGGCUAGUAAGUCUGACCUGAUGCAGCUGGACAUGGAAGGAAUGCUCAAGUAUUUCCAGAAGGAGAUUCCUCUGAUGAUGCAAAAGGACCCAGAGAGUAUCUUCAACCUGGCAUAUAACAUUAAGUACAACCAGAAAAAGAUGAAAAAAUUGGAGAAAGAGUACAUGUCACUCAAGAGCAAAGAAUUGGAAGAACAAAUUGAAAUUAGGAGACUAAGAAAUGAGAAUCAACUUCUUCGCCAAAGAAUAGAGAUCCUGGAAAAGGAGAGUGCUGCUUUGGCAGAUAAGCUGAUACAGGGACAAGUUGUUCGAGCACAAGAGCAGGAGGAAAACUUCAUCAUGAUGCGAGAACUGGCGGCUGUCAGGCAGCACAGCUUCGAGACCAUGGCAGCACUAGAGGAUGCACGUGAUGUCAUCAAGACACUGACAAGUGAUGGACAGAAGCCUGUAGCCAGUUCUAGCCAUUCCCUCCUGCUGGAUGAGGCAGUCUCCAAGCUGCAGCAAGAGUUGGCACAAGCAAAACUACAGGAGGCAGAGGCAAAGGCAGAGCUGGCUGAUCUUAAAGACAAAUGCCAGGAGUCACUGCACAAAGAGAACCAGACGUCCAAUGUGUGUGUGGAGGCUCUGCAGGAGGAGCUUGUCCAGGUGAAGCUGAGAGAGGCGGAGGGGCAGCUGUCUCUCAAGGCACUCACACAAACAGUGUUCGACCUGGAGGAGCACUGUCAGAAACAUCUGGCUAGAACAACAGGUAGUGCAGCAAGGUCAUCGAAUCGAAAGGGUGACACCAAGCAGGUGGUGGAAGUACUGCAGGAUGAGCUCAUGUCAGUCAAACUGCGUGAAGCUGAUGUUGUUGCAGCCCUGAAGGAAUCAAGGCUGCGAGUGAUGGAACUAGAGACCAUGAACAACUCUUCUACAAGCCAUCUAAAGCGGGCUGAAGCCAGUGUGGAACAGCUCACAAACAAGCUGGAGGCAGCUGAGAAACAUUCGGCACAGCUGCAGUCUGAGCUGAACCACUGCAGGAAGCAGCUGAGUGAGCUGAAGGCAAAGAGCACAUCUGAAGUGAUGGACAUUCGUCUGAGGGAGGCUGAUAAAAUGGCCACCAUAGCCGAACUGCGUCAGCGUGUUGCCGACCUUGAAAUUCAGCAUCAAGAACGCCUGACAGCUAACCAGCUUGGACAGGACAACAGGCCGGUGUCUGCCCUGAACAUACAGUCCAAGAUUGACAAAAUGGAGAAGGAGGUGAAACGGUUGCGGUCCAUUGCAAAGUUACUGAUCCCUGGUAGUAGAUCUGCUGGCGAUGGUGGUACAGACUCCCCCCCUGGAGAAGUGUACAUCACCAUGGAGCUGCAGGCAGAGGAUGUCAUCAUUCUGGAUGAUGAUAGUGACACAGAUAACACACACCCCGGGACAGCCACACCCACACACACCCAGCAACCAGGGACAGCCACACCCACACACACCCAGCAACAAGACCAUCAACUUUCAACCAUGGCAUCAAGCAUCAUCCAGGAGGCAUCUGCAGAGAACUGUAACAGUGAAAUUGUAACAAAUCAGACUAGCCCCCAAGAAUCUGCAACAUUUAAUGAAAAACAGCGAGACAAUACAACUAAACCCAUGGACAUUAUGGACUCUAAUAGUAACAUGGUGGAUUCUACUGACAGAAGGUAACAAGAAGUUCUAUGGUGCAGUACAAGCUUUGGAACGUGUCUGAAGCAGCCUUUCCCUUUGUCCUGUUUGCUCUUGUUAGCAAGCCUAAGAAUUCCAGAUAAUGUCUGCAAUGGUUGUAAUCUAUGAUUCUAAGGGAUUUUAAUGUGCAGUGUUUAAGGCAAUGAAAAUAUUUUAGGGUCAUUAUAUUCAAAAGUCUAUACGUGUUUGUCCU